Messenger RNA from Tetrahymena thermophila SB210, 1242 nucleotides. Its product is annotated as smad nuclear interacting protein. The record is from RefSeq and is a predicted model, not a curated record. The transcript is spliced from 3 exons. Gene Ontology annotation, molecular function: mRNA binding; protein binding. Lineage: Eukaryota; Ciliophora; Oligohymenophorea; Hymenostomatida; Tetrahymenidae. Gene Ontology annotation, cellular component: nucleus.
AUGUCUUCUAGAAGUUCUAGUUCUUCUCUUGAAGUAGAAAGAAGACCAGCAGCUAGAUAGCCUUAAAGGCCAGUCGAGCAAGAGACUUAGCCUUAAGAGUAAAUUACAGCCUAGAAAGUAUAGGAAAUAUAGAAGGAUUCUAGCUAGUUGGAAUAAGUUAGUCAAAAUAAUUAGUAUGCAAAAUAAGAACAAUAACAAGAUGAUAAAAAUAAAAAAAAUCGCUCAAGGUCUUCAAGCAAACAGAAAGAUGAAAAAAAAAGUGAUAAAUCUUCAAAUUAUGCAGACAAAAGGGAAUAUAAAGAAAAAAAAGAUAGUCGUUCAAGAAAUAGUAGAAGUAGAUCUCCAAAUUACAGAAGUAGAAGGGAAGAUGAUGAUAGAAAAUAUAGAGACAAUAAAGACAGCUAUAGAGAUAGAAAAAGGAGAGACGAUGAUUAUAAUUAUAACAGACAUAAAAAUGAUAGAGAAUUCCAUGAAGAUAGAUUAUAUAAAAAUAAAGAAGAUAGAUAUAACAGAGACAGAAGGAACUCUCCUGAUAGGAAUAAUUAAAAGAGCUAUAAAAGUUAUAGAGAUGAACGCAAGAGAAGUAGGUCUAGGGAUAGUGAAAAUAGAUAUAAAAGUAGUAGAAAUGAAAAAAAAUACAGCAGAAGAGACAACGAUUCAUAUGAAGAGAAAAAAUUAGAUAUUAGAUAAAAUGCUGAUGACAUGUAUGGCAAGAAAAAUGAUAAAAAAUCAAACAAAUAGGAAGACGAAGAAUAAAAACCUGAAGAAAACACAGUGUUAGAGAAACCUUGUUGGACUCCUUCAGGAAUUUUAGCUAAAUAUUAAAAUAAUGUGAAUGGUGUUACUCUCAAAUUCACCAAGCCACUUGAUGCAGAAAAGCCCAAAGAAAACUGGAGUCUUUAUCCAUUCAAGGGAGAUGAAAAGUUUGAUGUAAUUAGACUCAAAGGAGACAGUGCCUUUUUGGUAGGAAAAGACCCAAGAGUUUGCUUUAUUCUGUGCGAAAACCCAUCAGUCAGCAGUCAGCAUGCUGUAAUCCAAUUUAGAGAUAUCAAAUAAAUGGAUUAUGGAAUCGGAUAAUACACAUCAAUUAUAAGACCUUAUAUUAUGGAUUUAGAAAGCACAAAUGGAACUUUGCUAAAUAAUGAAAAAAUAGAGCCUGCUAAAUAUAUUUAAUUACUUCCUAAAGAUGUCUUAAAAUUUGGAUUUUCUUAAAGGGAAUAUGUUUUAAUGAAAGAAAACUGA